AACCCUCUCAAAACCUCUUAUUCUAUGCGCCGCUGGUUCUCUGCUUCAACGGUUCUUCUACCCAUUCAGUCUUAUUGUCCGACCUUCCCGUCGCUCCGUGCGUAGCCGUCGCCUCCGCAGCAGUCCUGCUCUUCAACCAUAGUACCAGUGCCAGGGUUUUCUUGUUGAGUUGCUCGCAUGGCUAUAGAUAGUGGCAACAAAGACCAGUCGCAUAAGCCUCAUCGGCUUCGCCAAUCAGGUCCUAAGAAGAAAUCAAAAUCUGAUAAAAAGAAGAAGCCGCAUGACGACUCAAAGGAGGAAAAUAGGAAAAACCCUAAGGCAUUUGCUUUUACAUCAACUGUUAAAGCCAAGCGUUUGCAGUCACGAGCUGUAGAGAAAGAGCAGCGCAGGCUUCAUGUGCCUGUUAUUGACCGCUCUUAUGGUGAACCUCCUCCUUACGUUGUUGUAGUUCAUGGACCACCUAAGGUUGGCAAGUCUCUGUUGAUAAAAUGUCUUGUAAAACAUUAUACGAAGCAUAAUUUGCCGGAGGUUCAAGGCCCGAUGACCAUUGUGUCAGGUAAGCAAAGGAGAGUUCAGUUUGUGGAGUGUCCAAAUGACAUCAAUGGCAUGAUUGAUGCUGCAAAAUUUGCUGAUCUAGCUUUGCUGUUGAUAGAUGGAAGCUAUGGCUUUGAAAUGGAGACCUUUGAAUUUCUCAAUAUUUUGCACGUUCAUGGAUUCCCAAAGGUUAUGGGAGUUCUUACUCAUCUUGAUAAAUUCAAGGAUGUGAAGAAACUUAAGAAAACAAAACAGAGACUCAAGCACCGUUUCUGGACAGAAAUAUAUGCUGGAGCAAAGUUGUUCUAUCUGUCUGGUCUUAUACAUGGAAAGUACCCUAAGCGAGAGGUCCACAAUCUUGCACGGUUUAUUUCUGUUAUGAAGUUUCAGCCGUUAUCGUGGCGAACUUCUCACCCAUAUGUUUUAGUUGAUCGUUUUGAAGAUGUAACUCCCCGUGAACGAGUGCUUAUGAACAAUAAAUGUGACCGAGAUGUCACACUUUAUGGUUAUUUGCGGGGUUGUAAUUUGAAAAGGGGGACAAAGGUGCAUAUUGCUGGUGUUGGUGAUUAUAGCUUGGCUGGUGUUACAGCCUUAGCCGACCCUUGUCCUCUACCAUCAGCUGCCAAAAAGAAGGGCUUGAGAGAUAAGGAAAAACUAUUUUAUGGACCCAUGUCUGGCAUUGGGGAGCUGCUGUAUGACAAGGAUGCUGUUUUCAUAACCUUGAACGAUCACCUUGUUCAGUUCUCUAAAGCUGAUGAUGAAAAUGGGGCAACAAAAUGCAAAGGAAAGGACCAAGAUGUGGGUGAGGUUUUGGUGAAAUCACUACAGAACACAAAAUAUUCAAUUGAUGAGAAGUUGGAGAAUAGCUUCAUCAAUCUUUUCAGUAGGAAUCUUACAUCAGAAACUCAAAAUGAUGUAAAUGUUAAUAAUGAGAAGCAGAGUUAUGAUAUAGAGCCUUUGAAGCAGGAUAAGCUUUUGGAACAAAUUGAACCUGAUAUAUUUAGAGAAGGAAGUGAUACUGAAGAUCUGGAUGAUUCAGAAUCUUCUGAUCAAGAUGGAAUGGCUGAAAUAGAUGCUUCAGUACAUGAUGAAGACAGCGGAUCUGAUGAUGAGCAUGGUGAACCAUCGAAUCAUCAAGCUAAUCUUAAAGAUCACAUGAAGGAACAAAUUGAGUUUCAUGGUGGAAGACUCAGGAGAAAAGCUAUAUUUAGAGACGCCAUUGAUGAUAAGGAUCUGAAGGACUCCGAUGAUGGGAGUGAAGAUGAUGAUGAUGAUAUGGAUAAUCAAUCAUAUUCUGGUUCAGAUGGUUUGGGGGAAGAUGAAGAGGAUGAAGAAGCAGAUGAGGAUAGCCUGGGCAACUUAUCGAAGUGGAAAAAGUCUUUGGUUGAAAGGACUAUCUCAAGAAAAAAUAUUAAUCUAAUGCAACUUGUGUAUGGGAUUUCUGCAUCAACGACUACCGUUAAUGAGAAGCAGGAAAUUGGCGAUGACGAGGAAAGUGAUGGAGAUGACUUUUUCAAGCCAAAAGGGGAAGGAAAUAAGAAAUUGAGCGAAGGAUUGGAUGGCACAAAUAGCAAUACUGAGGACUGUUCCAAAUUUGCAAAUCAUGCAGAUCUUAAAAACUGGAAAGAGGAAGAGAUAUACAAAGGCAUCCUUUAUCGAUUUGUUAAACGUGGCUGGUCAAAAGCUUCCCGAAGAAAUGAACCCCCUGAGACCAAUGCUGAAGAUGAUGAUGAUCAAGUCUAUGGUGACUUUGAAGAUCUGGAAACAGGUGAGAAGUUUGAGAGCAGUCAGAAAGAUGAAUCUGGUAAUGGUGCUAUGGAGACAGAAGAUGAGCUUGCAAUUGAGGAGCGGAGACUAAAAAAGCUUGCACUUCGUGCAAAGUUUGAUGCUGAUUAUGAUGGAUCUGAAUCACCUGAGGAGGAAGUUGAUGAGAAAGAAGGACAAGCUGAUGAAAGUGGAUAUAUUGAUAAGUUGAAGAAGGAGAUUGAACUUCAGAAACAACGGAAUAUUGCUGGACUUGAGGAUCUUGAUGAGGAAACUCGAUUAGACAUAGAGGGCUUUCGAACAGGGACAUACCUAAGAUUGGAAGUUCAUAAUGUUCCUUUUGAGAUGGUUGAGCAUUUUGAUCCCUGCCACCCAAUUUUGGUUGGAGGACUUGGUUUUGGCGAGGAAAACGUUGGAUAUAUGCAGGCUAGGUUAAAAGGGCACAGGUGGCACAGGAAGAGGCUGAAGACUAGAGACCCCAUAAUUGUUUCCAUAGGUUGGAGGCGUUACCAAACCACUCCCGUCUAUGCAACUGAGGAACGCAAUGGAAAGCUUCGCAUGCUCAAGUACACUCACGAACACAUGCACUGUCUUGCCAUGUUUUGGGGUCCACUUGCUCCUCCCCACACUGGGGUGGUUGCUGUCCAGAAUUUAUCAAACAAUCAGGCAGCAUUUCGGAUAACUGCAACAGCAGUUGUACUGGAGUUCAACCAUGAAACAAGGAUAAUGAAAAAACUCAAGUUGGUUGGUUACCCAUGUAAGAUCUUCAAGAAGACUGCACUUAUCACAAAUAUGUUUACGUCAGAUCUUGAAGUGGCUCGGUUUGAAGGUGCUGCUGUUAAAACUGUCAGUGGGAUCCGAGGGCAGGUGAAAAAGGCUGCAAAAGAGGAGAUUGGUAACCAACCCAAGAAGAAGGGAGGGGCACCAAGAGAAGGGAUUGCCCGUUGUACCUUUGAGGACAAGAUUCUAAUGAGCGACAUUGUUAUACUGCGGGCAUGGACUCAAGUUGAAGUUCCUCAGUUCUAUAAUCCAUUGACCACAGCAUUGCAACCUCGUAGUGCUACUUGGCAAGGAAUGAAAACUGUGGCUGAAUUAAGGAGGGAGCACAAUCUUCCUAUACCUGUUAACAAGGAUUCACUGUACAAACCAAUUGAAAGGAAACCCAGGAAGUUCAACCCAUUGGUGAUACCCAAGUCUUUACAGGCAGCCCUUCCAUUUGAAUCCAAACCAAAGGACAUACCCAGUCGUAAAAGACCUCUUCUUGAAAAUAGAAGAGCUGUUGUAAUGGAGCCUGGAGAGCGAAAGCUUCAUAUGCUAAUUCAACACCUUCAAAGAAUUAGACAGGACAAGAUGAAGAAGCGAAAGCUUAAGGAAGAACAGAAGAGAAAAGAAUAUGAAGCAGAUAAAGCUAAGGAUGAACAAUUGACAAGAAAGCGUCAAAGAGAACUACGGCGGGAGAGAUACCGAGAGCAAGACAAAAUGAAGAAAAAAAUGCGCAGAAACUAGGAGAACUGAUCGUCCAAAGACUAGAUUUCAUUUGUCUCGUGCUGAAGAUAUGGUGCACAGUUUAGAUAGCAAAAUGACCAACUGUGAGUUUACUUCAGCACUCAGACCAUUUUUUAUCGGGAGAUUGUGGGUGUAAUAGUCUAGAGCCAUCAAUUGCAAUUCAGAUCAUCAUCAACAUGUAACAUUUCUGAGUACAAUGAUUUGAUGAAAGAGUUUUGUUAAGGGUCUUGAAGUGUCAAGGGCUUUGAGAAUCAUAGUUUAGAAAUUUCAUAUUAUAAUUUACCAGUCAAAAUUUUGAAGAUGUUAACAUUAGAAGUACGUGGGAACUGUGUCUCGCUAUGUCAUGAACUUCAUAUUGCAGAGGCAGGCAAUGCCUGAAAAAAUAUAUAGAAAAAUAUUUAUUGUGAUGAAAAAUCAAAAGAGAAGGUGAUGCUUUUUUCUAA
Jatropha curcas is the source of this 4247-nucleotide messenger RNA. Its product is annotated as P-loop containing nucleoside triphosphate hydrolases superfamily protein. Gene Ontology annotation, molecular function: GTPase activity; GTP binding; U3 snoRNA binding. Gene Ontology annotation, cellular component: 90S preribosome; nucleus. Gene Ontology annotation, biological process: endonucleolytic cleavage of tricistronic rRNA transcript (SSU-rRNA, 5.8S rRNA, LSU-rRNA); maturation of SSU-rRNA from tricistronic rRNA transcript (SSU-rRNA, 5.8S rRNA, LSU-rRNA); ribosome biogenesis. NCBI's taxonomy places the organism in Eukaryota, Viridiplantae, Streptophyta, Magnoliopsida, Malpighiales, Euphorbiaceae. The record is from RefSeq and is a predicted model, not a curated record.